AUGUCUUCCAGAAAUCCUUAGAUUUACGUUGGGGGUCUUAGCAGAAGAACCCAUCCAGAUGAUCUAGAGAAGGCUUUUGAGAAGUAUGGCAAAAUUAGAAAUUUUUCAUUUAAGCAGAAAUACGCUUUUAUCGAAUACGAGGAUUAUCACGGAGCAAGAGAGGCUGUAGAUAGAAUGGACGGCAAAGCUUUUGAUGGCGAGAAACUUAUAGUUGAGCCAACAAAGGAGAGCAGAGGACGUAGAGGUCCUUCGCCUAAUGAUAAAUGCUGGAAUUGUCAAAGACAUGGCCAUUGUGUGAGUGUCAAUAUCAACCAAUCAGAGAUAUGCAUGAGAUGUUCAGAGGAACAAAUGAAGCAGGUUGCAUAGUUGUUGUUUGAUUAUCAUCAUGCGCCAGCGAUUUCAUUCUGCAUAUACCACCCAAUCAUCCACCCAUUAUACAUGGCAAAUUAAUGCAAGGAGAGACGUCGCAGCUACAGCAGAGAUAGAAUGCGUAAGGAAGGAAGAUGCUACAAAUGCGGCAAACGUGGACACAAACAACGUGAUUGCUCUAACUCAGCUUCAUAUUCAUCUAGGUCUAGAUCCAGUUCAUAUUCAAGAAGAAGCAGAAGUCCUCGCAGAGGUAGCAGACAUUAGAGAAGAGGCAGUCAUAGAGACGAAAGACGUGAUAGCAGAAGAAGACAUAGAAGAUCUCCAAGUGAUAGUCCAGACUCAAGAAGCAGAAGCGGAGACAGAGAUAGAAGAGGUCGCAGAAAGACCAGAAGUCCCAGCAGCCGCAGAAGUUCAAGGUCAGUUGAUUCAAGAGACAAGAAGCGUAGAAGUAGAAGCGCAAGUAGUAAUAAUAAAUCAAAGUCCUCACAUCGUCAUAGCAGCAGACGCAGAUCAGAGAGUGCAAAGGGAGGAGACCGCAAAUCAAGAGGUAAGAGUAUUGAAGAUAAGAAGCGACUUUCACCCUCAUAAGUAAAUAAUGGAGGUGAUAAGCAAGAGGAGAGCACAGCAACCAACAGAGUAGAGAAUGCCGAACACAAUGGAGAUGCCAUUAUUCAUCAAGAAAAGCAAUGA
Stylonychia lemnae is the source of this 1059-nucleotide messenger RNA. NCBI's taxonomy places the organism in Eukaryota, Ciliophora, Spirotrichea, Sporadotrichida, Oxytrichidae. The record is from the annotation of a GenBank genome assembly.